Coniophora puteana RWD-64-598 SS2 is the source of this 1500-nucleotide messenger RNA. RefSeq names its product subtilisin-like protein. Lineage: Eukaryota; Fungi; Basidiomycota; Agaricomycetes; Boletales; Coniophoraceae. The record is from RefSeq and is a predicted model, not a curated record. Bases 1 to 1500 code for a protein of 499 amino acids. Gene Ontology annotation, biological process: proteolysis. Gene Ontology annotation, molecular function: serine-type endopeptidase activity; tripeptidyl-peptidase activity. The transcript is spliced from 12 exons.
AUGAAGACGUCCAUCUUCUUUGGUCUCUUGAGCGCUGCUCUUGUCAACGCAUCCGCUCUCGCUUUCAGAGGCUUCCUACACAAGGUCAAGGAGAGCAUCUCAGUGCCUUGGAUGGGAUGGGUCAAGCACUCGGCAGCACACCCGGACACUAUGCUUCAGCUCCAGAUCUCGCUCGCUCAGCCUCGUUCUGGCGAACUUGAGCAACAUCUUCACGAGAUCAGCGACCCUUCUCACAGGCGUUAUGGCAUGCAUCUCUCAAAGGGAGAGGUGCAUGAGCUCAUGGCGCCUCACGCUGACACACACAAGAUUGUUGACGACUGGCUUGCUGCGCAUGGGAUCAACCGAACCAAGGUCAAGCAGUCUGCAGCGGGGGAUUGGAUGAUGGUCAGCGUCCCUGUGCACACCGAUUCCGAAGAGAGUCUUAUCCGUACGCUCGAAUACAGUCUCCCGGAGGUCCUUCACGAUCACAUUGAUAUCUUGCUCCCUGCGCGCCCUCGGUCUGACGGCGCCAUCGACCCUUCAUGCCAGUAUCAAAUCACCCCCGACUGUCUUCGGCAACUCUAUAUCAUCGGUAACUACACGCCGUCUACGUCCAACGGGAAUGCCAUCGCGGUCACGGGCUUCAGCGACCAGUGGGCUAACUACGUGCCGUUGGCUGUGGGGUCUAACUUCUCUGUUGUCUCGAUUACUGGUGGGACGAACAAUCAAACGGAUCCAGGCUCAGAGGCCAAAUUGGACGUCCAGUACGCUUUCGGCCUGACGCGCCCGAUGCCGGCCACAUUUUACACUAUCGGUGGCUUCCCAGGCGAGCCUCCCAAUGUCAACUGGACGUUUGGAACGGGAACGCUGGAUUUCGUCGACUUCGUCCUGAACCAGACUAACCCACCUCAGGUCAUCUCGACUAGUUACGGGGAACCCAAGACAUCAAAUUCUAUACCUCUUUCAAACAAGAUAUGCCAAAGCUUUGCAGCUCUGGGUGCACGUGGUGUCUCUGUCCUCUAUGCGUCGGGAGACUCUGGGGUUGGUUAUAGUAACGGUACCGUCAUCCCAUUCACCCCAGUAUUUCCCGCAAGUUGCCCAUACGUCACUUCGGUUGGUAUGACAUAUCAAAUCCCUGAAGUUGCCGGGAACGACGACGGCAUUGUCAGUGGUGGAGGCUUCAGCAACUAUGGAUACCCGGACGUCUCAGCCCAAGGCGUCAACUACUUUAUCGAGUGCUACGGCCGCGCCGUCAAUAACACCGGUACUUCAUGCUCGUCGCCCGCCUUCGCGGCGGUUAUUGCGUUGCUCAACGAUGCACGCACUCAGGCCGGCAAGGGCCCACUCGGGUUUUUGAACCCGUGGCUAUACUCUACGGGCUUUGCUGGUCUGAAUGAUGUUACGGAGGGAAGCAACCCUGGAUGCGGGACCAACGGAUUUAACGCUACGAAGGGAUGGGAUCCUGUCACCGGUUUGGGAACACCCGACUUUGGUAAGCUUAAAAACCUGGCCCUGGCUUAA